Zophobas morio is the source of this 1812-nucleotide messenger RNA. Its product is annotated as cyclin-dependent kinase 5 activator 1-like. Gene Ontology annotation, cellular component: growth cone; protein kinase 5 complex; cytoplasm. The record is from RefSeq and is a predicted model, not a curated record. Lineage: Eukaryota; Metazoa; Arthropoda; Insecta; Coleoptera; Tenebrionidae. The transcript is spliced from 2 exons. Gene Ontology annotation, biological process: axon guidance. The coding region runs from base 37 to 1125 and encodes 362 amino acids. Gene Ontology annotation, molecular function: cyclin-dependent protein serine/threonine kinase activator activity; protein kinase binding.
GCCGAGAGCAGCGUAACGAUGUGCUAAGCCGCCGCCAUGGGUACCGUGCUGAGUUUCUCUCCCCGCGAACGACGCCCCGUGUACACCACCAGCUCCACCGGCGACUUCACCCUCAACAACUUCUCCUACGAGCAGCUCAACAACGCGAAGAACCGCGACAAGAACACCACCAACUCCAACAACAACCUCAACAUCAACAACAACGACAAUGCGCGCAUCAUCUCCGAGAAGAACGCGCUAGAGAAGAACCUGAAGAAGCAUUCGCUCUUCAUCAAUGCGCUGUCGUGGAAGCGGUUCUCCACCACGAACAACAAUAAGAAGAAGCUCGACAACAAGAACAAGAAUGCGGCGGCGUUCCGGCAGCCGCUGGACAACAUCCACGUGGACAAGAACAAGAACAUCCAGAACAAGCAGGGCUACUACUCGGGCUCGAAGAGCGCCUCGGCGUUGGCGUUGGACAUCGUGAGGGUGAACAAUGCGAACAACGCCAAUCACCACGCCAACUGCGACAAGUUGACCAACAAGCCGCUGCUGCUCCAGCAGAACUCGGUCAACUCGCAGAACCAGGUCGUGCCGGUGGCGGCGCCCAAGAAGACUGUCAUCCAGGCUUCCACUUCGGAGUUGCUGAAAUGUCUAGGCAUGUAUCUGCACACCAAGUGCUACAAGCUGAGGGAUUUCCAGGCGGGGGACGCCGUCAUGUGGCUGAGGACGGUGGACAGGAGCCUGCUGCUGCAGGGAUGGCAGGACGUGGCCUUCAUAAAUCCCGCCAACGUAGUCUUCGUGUACAUGCUGGUCCGCGACCUCGUCGAAGAAGAGAUCGAAUGCGAGCAGGACCUCCAAGCCGUCGUCCUCACCUGCCUCUACCUCUCGUACUCGUACAUGGGCAACGAGAUCUCGUACCCCCUCAAGCCGUUCCUGGUCGAGGACUCCAAGGAGAAGUUCUGGGACCGUUGUUUAGACAUAGUGAACAGACUCUCGUCCAACAUGUUGCGCAUCAACGCCGAGCCCGGCUACUUCACCGAGAUCUUCACCGAGCUGAAGGCGUGCGGCAUCAACAACAUGGCGACGAUGGCGUGCCAGACGGUGCCGGUGGUGGCGUGCAACGCGGGCACUCUGGCGGCUUGACGCAAAGAGCUCACCGUAGUUAAAUUGACUCUGGCCGAGAUGCCCACCGUUCCGUGUCAGGUUUAAGGGUGGAUGGAAAAUGUGUUCAUGUUUAUAUUUUUUUGGGCGCGGAGGGCGGGGCCGAGGGCGGAGCGCGAGAGCGCCGGGGGCGGGCGGACGCGCCCGACACACACUGGGUUCUUUACUAGAGUACAAGACUUUCUCUUUUCCUGCUAUUUUCUUACUUACGUCUGUGCCAAAUAGCCGAGUACGGUGCGGUAGCCGGGUUAACUGAGGGGCGGAUUUUUGUCCACAAUUUCAAAAAUAAUUGAAAAUUCUUCUAAAAUGAAUAGUCAUAGUUACAUGGAAGUUCAAAAUAAAAAGUUGGGUCGUUCUAUAUGAAAACACCAAGUUUGAUUAAAAAAGUAGGUACGCCGUAUGAUUUUUGAUUUCGAUGAAAACAAUUCGGGAUCAUUUUUUGGGUAACCAAUAUGAAAAAAAUCGUCAUUAUUUAUUUUUUUGGAUACUUAACUUUGGAUUGGCAGCCCUUAGAAAUCUGAAGUUUUGCCAUUUUCAAAAUCCUAUUAUGGGCUGUAACUGUUUUUCUAUAUCACGUAUUGAAGAAAUCAUUGUAAUUUUAUUCUACUGCCUAAGAAGUGUGCUUUCAUAAUAAAUAUAAGUACCUUAUGUGUGACAAUGAACGAAAAA